AUGGUGGUGCUUCCAGUCUCUGUUGCUGGCCUUGGCUUCUAUUAUGGUCCUUACCUUGACCCUUGCCCUGCUGGCUUCCCACUAGGGCACUACAACACUCUGCGGCUCUAUGACCAAACUUGUGGCAGUGAAAACAAGCACCAUAAAAUCUAUGUUGUUUCGGCAUUCUCCAGUCCUGCUGCGAUUUCAGACCCUUGUCCUGCUACGAUUUCUGACCCUUGUCCUACUGUCCUCCUUCCUGUGUGUUGUGGGCUUCUAACUUGCUCUGUGGUUCUGUCAACAACUGGUGGUGGCGAUGGUGUAACCGUCUAUGAUGUCUCUAUAAUAGUCACGUUUGGUGUGACUGGUGGUGGAACAUCAUAUGAAGGUUGUGUUGGUCGGCUAUGGAAACUAAAAUGUUCUCUUGAGAUAUAUUCUAGGGAAAAUGGUUUUUUCUUCUUUAAAUUUGGAAGUAAGGAGGAAUUAAACAGAGUUUUGAAUGGAGGGCCUUGGUUAUUUGACGGAAGGCUAAUUAUCUUAAAAAAGUGGUCUGAAAACAUUGGAUUAGAAAGAGAACUCCUUAACUCAGUUCCAGUUUGGAUUAGACUUCCAGCUCUGCAUCUAAAGCUUUGGUCUAAUAAUAUUAUUGGUCGUAUUGCUAGUAUUGUGGGUAAACCUCUUUAUAUAGAUCAAGCGACAGCAUCGGGGGAAAGGCUAGCAUAUGCUAGAUGUUUUGUGGAAAUUUCAUCUAAAGCUAAGCUACCAAAUUAUAUAAGGAUGGAUUUAGGGAAUGGAGAUUGGUUGGAAACUGCCGUUGAGUAUGAAUGGAUUCCACCUAAAUGUGUUAAAUGUCAGAAUUUUGGCCAUGUUGAACAUCAGUGUCCAGUUGUUAUAGUUGAGAAGUGGGUGGCUAAAACAACAUUGAAUGAAACAGGGCUUGGAGAAUCUAUGAUUAAACAUAAUGAAGGCCUAAUAAAUGAAGAUGCUGUUAUUAAUAAAAGUCAGAUAAAUGUUGAAGCUACAAAUAAUGGAAGUAUAAUUCAUGCCAUUAAUGAAGAUGAUGUUGCCAUUAAUGAUGUUCUUUCGGAUUCUGAGGAUUUUUCUGAUCGAGAGUUGGUGUCUCAUAAUGAUGAAAGCCAAGCUAAAAAGGAUAAAUUAAAUGCCCAAGAGUUAUCUAUGAAAGAUAAAUCUCCUUACACUGAUACAACUGAUACCCUGGAAGCAGAGCUGCCACAGAAAUCUGAUACUAUGAACAAGGUUGCUGUUAAUAGAAACAAUUAUGAUUUUAUUCAUGAUCCUCAACAAUCUGUCUCUGCUAAUAUCUUAGAAGAUAUACCAGGUUCCUCUGACAUUACAGUUACAGAUGUUCCUAUUACUGAGAAUAAAUCAGAACAGACUAAAAAUAAUGCAGUUUUUUUGGAUUCUUUGCAAUCUGAUGGGGAUAAUUCAAAAGAGAAAGGAUUAGAUUUUACUAUUGCUGUUGAUAAUCCUGACUGGAUAACAGAAAAAGACCAGCUGAUUAUGAAGAAGAAAAGCCAGGUCAAAGUGAAUAAAGACCCCUCAGAGACAAAAGUCAAAUCAUCUAAAGCUUACAGAAUUACUAAAUGUAUUCCUGCUCAUUGGUCUUUUUGCAACAAUUAUUUUGCUUCUGAUAGAGGUAGAAUCUGGGUGGUAUGGGAUUCUGAUGUCUGGAAUGGUGAUGUAUUAUCUGCUACUUUACAAGUUAUAACCAUUAGACUUCAAAACAAAGGAGGUUUCAACUUAUUGUUGAGUGUCAUUUAUGGGGAAAAUUCAGAAUCUGCAAGAUUAUCAUUAUGGGCUGAUAUUAGAGACAUCUAUGAUAAAUUUAAAUCAAUGCCAUGGUUGCUUGUGGGGGACUUCAAUGUUUGUAGAUUUACUACAGAAAAAAUUGGAGGUAGACAUCUUACUGUUAAGAAACUCCAGGAUUUUAAUGAUUGUAUUCAAUCAUGUGGUCUAUCUGAUAUCAAGAGCACUGGUUCUCUAUGGACAUGGCAUAAUAAACAACAAGGUCAAGGCAGAAUAUAUGGUAAAUUGGAUAGAGGUCUGGGAAAUACUAAAUUGUUUGAUCAAUUUCCUCAAGCCUUUAUAGAAUAUAAGAGUACUUCAACUAGUGACCAUACUCCAGCGCUCCUUCAUCUGACACCCAAAUUACAGUCUGGACCAAAACCUUUCAGAUUUUUUAAUUUCUGGAUGCAAUGUCAGGGUUAUGAAGAUAUUCUCAGAUGUGUUUGGAACAAACAUUACACAGGUUCUCCUAUGUUUAUUUUGGUUUCUAAACUUAAGGAUCUUAAACUGACAUUGAAGCAAUGGACAAAUCAGUCUGAUAUAUCUCCUAAAGCUAACAUUAUGAAGCUUAAAAACAAAUUGGAUAUCAUUCAACAGAAGCUAAAUCAGGACUUUCAUAAUGAGGACCUACAGGACUCAGAAUCUGCAAUAAUUACUGAACUAGAUGGUUGGCUAUGUAGAGAAGAAGAGGAAAUGAGGCAGAAGAGUAGACAACUAUGGCUUCAGCAAGGAGAUAAAAACACUCUAUUCUUCUAUAAUGCUAUCAAGCAUAGAAAUUCUACAAAUUGUAUCAGACAUUUUACUGCUCAAAAUGUAUCACAUAUCACUUCAAAUGACAAUAUUAAACACAUUGCUGCCAGCUUUUAUGAAGAUCUUUUCAAUCAAACAUCUUACUGGAAUGUCUUUCCUAAAUUGACAGUAAAGAGGAUUCUGACUGCUGAGUCUAAACAAUGGUUAGUUCAGGAAGUUAACUACAAAGAGAUUAGAAAUGCCCUCUUCCAAAUGAAUGCAGAUAAGGCUCCAGGACCAGAUGGCUUCAACGCAUAUUUCUAUCAACAAAAUUGGAACAUGAUCAGUGGUGAUGUUGUCUUGGCAUUGCAAUCUUUCUUCAAAUCUGGUACAAUUCUUAAGCAGAUCAAUCAUACAUUUCUCACUCUUGUACCGAAAUCAAAGGAAGCUACUUCCAUUCAAGAUUACAGACCUAUUUCAUGUUGCAAUGUCAUUUAUAAGAUUAUUACUAAGAUUCUGGCCAAUAGAUUAAAGAUGGUGAUUGGGGAAUUAAUUUCAAAGAAUCAGCAUGCUUUUCUUCAGGGGAGACAUAUUGGUGAGUGUUCUUUACUUGCUCAUGAAUUACUUAGAGAUUUCAAUAGGAAUCAUGGCAAGAGAGCCUGUUUUAAAAUUGAUCUUCACAAGGCUUUUGAUAGCAUCAACAGGGAAUUUGUAUACUAUGUUAUGCAUUGUAUGGGCUUUCCUGUUAAAUGGAUUUCUUGGAUCAGAGCAUGUCUUUCCACUCCUUCCUUUUCUAUCCUCUUAAAUGGUUCCUCCUCAGGUUUUUUUAAAAGUAAUAGAGGUAUUAGACAAGGGGAUCCUCUAUCUCCUUAUAUCUUUGUUAUGGUCAUGGAAUUUUGGUCUAUUGGUAUGGAGCUAGCAGUUAUCUCAGGGAAAAUACAGAAUUUUAAAACUCAACAUGAUCUUCAAGUCUCUCAUAUAUUGUUUGCAGAUGAUAUGUUGGUUUUUUGUAGAGCAAAUAAAAAAUCUUUUGAAGAAAGAAAAGCAAAUUAUAUUUCAGCAAAGGAUGCAACUGUAAAUAAUCUGUUGGAUACUAUGGCUUUGAAUACUGGACUGUGUAUAAACAGAAAGAAAAGCAAAUUAUAUUUCAGCAAAGGAUGCAACUGUAAAGGAGUGUUAAGCUCUAUUGUGGGAAUUUCAAUAGGGACUCUUCCUAUGAAAUAUUUAGGAUUACCUUUAUCUGCAAAAUACCCAAAAACAAAGGAUUUUCUUCCACUUAUUGACAAGGUCAGACAUAAGAUUGAAGCUUGGAUGUCUCAUUCUUUAUCCUUUGCAGGUCGUCUAGAACUCAUCAAAUCAGUAUUAUUCAGUACCUCUACUUACUGGUAUUUUGUAUAUAAAUUCCCUCAUUCCAUUAUACAAAACCUGGAAUCUAUCUUUGCAAAUUUUCUUUGGUCUGGACAGUUUCAUGCUAUCAACUGGAAGGAAGUUUGUCGACCAAAACAGGAAGGGGGAUUUGGUCUGAGAAGAUUGAAGGAUCUAAGUCAAGCAGCUGCCCUUAAAUUGAUAUGGAGACUUCUUACAGCUAAUUCUCUUUGGACAAACUGGAUGAAUGUCAGAUAUAUCAGGGGAGACAAUUUUUGGGAAUCUAAUACAAAUCUGUUGGAUUCUGGAACCUGGAAGCAUAUAUCUAGUCUCAAAAAUCAAGCUCUGAAAUGCAUUAUGAAAUCUAUUGGGAAUGGAGAGACCACUUCCCUUUGGUUUGACCCAUGGUUACAGGAAGGAAGAAUUAUUGAACUACUACAUUAUCUCACUCCUCAACACACAGACACUACUACUUGGACAGUCUCUCGUAUCAUCCAAAAUUCUCAAUGGAAUAUCAUACUGCCAUGCCUUAAUCCUCUGAUAUCAUCCAUUACUAAUAUAUCAGUUUCAGGUCAGAAAGAUCAAUGGAUAUGGUUGCAUACAGGUGAUGGUGAUUUCUCCUUUUCUUCAGCUUGGAAUCAAGUUCGUACAUCCUAUGACAAAUUUGAGCUUUACAAUGUGGUAUGGUUCCCAAACUCAAAUCCUAGAAUGUCUUGUUGCAUGCUCAGAAGUUUAUGUAACAGGUUAGCUACAAGAGACAGACUAUUCAAAUUUGGUAUAACUUCAAUAGAAGUCUGUGCUCUUUGUAAUUCAUACAAGGAGACUAGGGAUCAUUUAUUCUUCCAAUGUCAAUAUUCAGCAUAUAUCUGGAAGCUAUGUAAACUGAAACUGCAAAUGAAAAUUACUGAUGUUAAGGAUCUUAAGACAGAAGCCCUGGAAAUCCAACAAAAGUUCAAGAAGAAAGAUAAUACCUAUAUCUUGGCUAGAUUAGCACUAAAUGCAACUGUUUGGCAUAUUUGGCAGGAAAGGAAUAAAAGAAUUUUCCAUGAUCAAAAACUACAUAAGAUUAUGGUGUUUAGGAGAAUAUAUGAAGACAUUAAUAUUCUGCUUAGGACUUGCAAUUGGAAGGUUGGUAAUUCAGAUAUUCUAUCAAAUUGGAGCUAUGUAAAUCUGUGA
Molecule: messenger RNA, 5055 nt
Organism: Asparagus officinalis (garden asparagus)
Lineage: Eukaryota; Viridiplantae; Streptophyta; Magnoliopsida; Asparagales; Asparagaceae
Exons: 5
Coding region: 1-5055 (1684 amino acids)
Source: RefSeq, a predicted model, not a curated record